Messenger RNA from Theileria parva strain Muguga, 1194 nucleotides. Its product is annotated as p25-alpha family protein. Bases 368 to 1141 code for a protein of 257 amino acids. Gene Ontology annotation, biological process: microtubule polymerization; intracellular signal transduction. Lineage: Eukaryota; Apicomplexa; Aconoidasida; Piroplasmida; Theileriidae. Gene Ontology annotation, molecular function: tubulin binding. The transcript is spliced from 4 exons. The record is from RefSeq and is a predicted model, not a curated record.
AUUGAUUUAAUCUUUAUAUAAUUUAUUUAAUAUUUUUAGAUAAAAAUUUCAUAAUAUAGACUUUCAACUAUUGAAUAAUGACACACAUUCAACCUUUAUUGAAUAUGUAUCCUUUAAUCCAUAUAUUAACUCAUUAUUUAUUGAAUAAUUAGUACAUUUUAGUGUGUAAAGGGUGUUUAAGUGGAGGAAUCAUGAGACUUUGUACUAAGGAGUCUGGAAGGCUGACGCACUUUGAUGCAUUCCCUGGAUUCCCUGUGUACCUAGGUGAAAUUGGGAAGACUCCAGUCCUGGGAUCUGAGGAUGAUUUUUGAGAUUUAAAAGCAAGCUUCUCCGUACUUAAGUGAGCUUUUGUGUUUUUAAAGCCUAAAUGACUGGAUUUAUCCACUAUCUGGACGAAAACUGUAAUUAUAACCCAAACCCCUUUUUAGUAAGUGCUAGGGGAGAUGACUCUAGUAGGGAAAAGGUUUGUUUUACUCCGGAACUGGGUGAAGUUGCACACCUAUCUCCCAAGACUGUAAAACAGCCUGUAACGGGCGCUAAUUUGAGAAAUUCUGACGUUCCUAGAUACCAUAAUAAGCUUUUCAAGAACCCUGAAGGCCUUAAGGAGCGAAGUGUGUUUGAGAGGCUAACUGACCACAGGUUCUUCACUGGCAGCCACAGGGAAAGAUUUGAUGAAAGCGGCCGAGGUAGGGGCCUUGCCGGUCGUGAGAAUCUAUUCUUAUUUGACGGAAGUACUGAGUCUUACAGUCGCGUUCAUGAGGUUUAUUCCUCUGUUCUACCACGACAGAAGGGUCCUGUAAUUCCUCCAAACACUCUCGGGGUUAGGAAAUUUGGUGUCCAAAUUCAGCCUCCAAAACUCGUUUGGCUUUAUCGCAACGGUGAUAAACAUCACGACGGUGUUUCCUUCUACAUCAGACCCUAUAUACGCACCAUGAAAACUCUGCUAAUUGAAAUUGGAAAGGAGUUAACUCUUAUAGCUGGUCCAGUUCGUAAGAUUUAUGACCAGAAUUUGAGGCCUGUGACUGACUUGGAGCAUUUCGUUGAUGGCGCUAAAUACCUUUGUACCUCAGGGGAGCCGCCUGCUUCUGCUGAAAAACUUGAAAAGUUCAUGAGUGAAUGGGUGGUUCAGAAACUUUUCUAAUCCUUACUAAUACAUAUUAUAUAUGGUAUUGCAUUAUUCUUUUACUCAAAAAC